This is a messenger RNA of Harpegnathos saltator (Jerdon's jumping ant), 1764 nucleotides long. RefSeq names its product NADH dehydrogenase (ubiquinone) 49 kDa subunit (gene ND-49). The coding region runs from base 55 to 1512 and encodes 485 amino acids. The transcript is spliced from 4 exons. Gene Ontology annotation, cellular component: respiratory chain complex I. Gene Ontology annotation, biological process: mitochondrial electron transport, NADH to ubiquinone. Gene Ontology annotation, molecular function: oxidoreductase activity, acting on NAD(P)H; NAD binding; quinone binding. The record is from RefSeq and is a predicted model, not a curated record. Lineage: Eukaryota; Metazoa; Arthropoda; Insecta; Hymenoptera; Formicidae.
AUUUUGCACGUUUCUUGCACCAGUGCAGACAGUUGAGCUGAGGAGGGCAAGCCUAUGUUCCAAUUGUUAUCGAUUGAGCGCUUCGGACGUGAUGUGAGCAUCAUGGCGACCAGAGUGUGGGGGUCGAUCCUGCGUAAAAACGCAGGAUUUCUCAGCGCUAAUAGAUUAUUCUCGCCAAAUAGUGUGCCCGCAAUUGUCGACGUACAGCGUCGUGGUGCUAAGCAAUGGAAUCCAGACAGAAAAUUCUUGGAGCAAUUCAACAAACCGUUAAUCUACACAACGGAGAAGAUCGAUUGGACACCGCCCAAGGAUUUUUUGCUCAUGAAGCACAAGUUUCCUGAACAAACAAUACAAAACAUUAAGAUCAAUUUCGGCCCGCAGCACCCGGCUGCUCAUGGUGUACUGAGACUGAUCUUGGAGCUGGACGGUGAAAUAGUACUCAAUGCUGAUCCCCACAUAGGUCUCUUACACCGUGGUACUGAGAAACUGAUCGAAUAUAAGACAUACAUGCAGGCUUUGCCCUACUUUGAUCGUCUGGACUAUGUCUCUAUGAUGUGCAAUGAGCAAUGCUUCUCUUUGGCUAUCGAGAAGUUACUCAACAUUGAUGUGCCACUGCGGGGCAAGUACAUUCGAGUACUCUUUGCGGAAAUCACGAGGAUCUUGAAUCAUAUCAUGGGUAUUGGCACACACGCUUUGGACAUCGGUGCCAUGACACCCUUCUUCUGGCUCUUUGAGGAACGUGAGAAACUAAUGGAGUUUUACGAACGUGUGAGUGGGGCCCGCAUGCACGCAGCGUAUGUAAGGCCUGGCGGUGUCUCCUUGGAUAUGCCACUGGGUCUGAUGGAUGACAUUUACGACUGGGCUACUAAAUACACCGAGCGAUUAGAUGAGGUGGAGGAUAUGCUGACGGAAAAUAGAAUCUGGAAGCAACGCACGACUAACAUCGGCGUCGUAUCUGCGGAAGACGCGCUGAAUUUUGGAUUCAGUGGCGUGAUGGUACGUGGCUCUGGAAUAAAGUGGGAUUUGAGGAAAACCGCGCCUUAUGACGCUUACGAUCUGGUCGACUUUGAUGUACCGGUUGGCAUAAAUGGCGAUUGCUACGACAGGUAUCUCUGCCGUAUGGAAGAAAUGCGUCAGUCCCUGCGCAUUAUCCAUCAAUGUCUGAAUCAGAUGCCCGCAGGUGAAGUUCGGUGCGACGACGCCAAGAUAGUGCCGCCACGGCGGGAAGAGAUGAAGACCAGCAUGGAGGCGCUGAUCCACCACUUCAAGUUGUACUCGCAGGGCUUCCAGGUACCGCCGGGUGCCACGUACACCGCCAUCGAGGCGCCGAAGGGCGAGUUUGGCGUUUACCUCGUGAGCGACGGUAGCAGCAAGCCGUACAGGUGCAAAAUCAAGGCGCCGGGCUUCGCGCAUCUCGCGGCCCUGCAGUACAUGGGAACCAAGCACUUCCUCGCCGAUGUGGUCGCCAUCAUCGGCACCUUGGACAUCGUGUUCGGCGAGAUCGACAGAUAAAAGAGAUUUGCUCCUAAGAAAAUCAAUCUUCAACCUCUGUAUAGUAUAUAAACUUAUUUCUAUCAAGGUAAAUAUGAUUACUAGAUGUUAUCGCUCGAGAUCCUCCUGGAUUCAUACAUAGUCGUAUGUCCAGAUAAAAAGAUUUCUAUAUGUAUGUAUUGCAUACUUGUAAAUAAAAUGCGUACGCGAGCUCAACGACGCGCAUUCGCAGAUAUUGUAUCUUCGUCGCAAUAAAAAGAAAUGUGACGGACA